This is a messenger RNA of Physella acuta, 1646 nucleotides long. RefSeq names its product adenine DNA glycosylase-like. Gene Ontology annotation, cellular component: nucleus. The record is from RefSeq and is a predicted model, not a curated record. NCBI's taxonomy places the organism in Eukaryota, Metazoa, Mollusca, Gastropoda, Physidae. Gene Ontology annotation, molecular function: adenine/guanine mispair binding; purine-specific mismatch base pair DNA N-glycosylase activity; oxidized purine DNA binding. Gene Ontology annotation, biological process: mismatch repair; base-excision repair.
AUCUAGAUCUACCUCUUUGUGAAGAUUAUUUAACUUUUUUGAUGACAUGCUUUAGAGCAGAAGUUCAAUUUACUUUUAGAUUAUUAUCCACAACAAACAGUAAAAGUAAAGUUUCAGAGUUAAUAAAAAGAGCUGUUACUAUCAUGGUUCGGAGUAAGAAAAAGGAAAAUGAUAACAAAAAAAUAACAACAAAUGUCAGCUUAUUAGAUGGAAGCAACAGCGUUCAUGCAUUUUCCGAACCAGAAGUCACAAGCUUAAGACAAUCUUUACUGUCGUGGUAUGACACAAAUAAAAGAGAUCUACCAUGGAGACAGAUAUCUACCAAAGACAUAAAUCAAAAGGCGUAUGCAGUGUGGGUGUCAGAGAUCAUGCUGCAACAAACACAAGUCGCGACUGUAAUCAACUAUUAUAAUAAAUGGAUGCAGAAGUGGCCAACAUUACAAGAUCUUGCAGUAUCCAAUAUAGAGGAAGUAAACGUGUUAUGGUCAGGUUUAGGCUAUUAUUCAAGAGGGAGGCGUCUAUUUGAAGGUGCUCAAAAGGUUGUCAAUGAGCUGUCAGGUGAGAUGCCAAAAAAGGCUGCAGACUUGCAAAAAAUUCUCCCUGGGGUUGGGCCCUACACAGCUGGAGCUAUUGCAUCUAUUGCCUUAGGGGAGGUAACAGGACUUGUAGAUGGAAAUGUGAUCCGUGUUUUGUCCCGUCUUAGGUCUAUUGGAGCCAGUGUAAACAUACAAGAAGUAUUAGACACAAUAUGGUCUUUAGCCAAUCAGAUUGUUGAUCCUCAGAGACCAGGCGAUUUCAACCAAUCAUUGAUGGAGAUUGGAGCAACAGUUUGCACACCAAAAGCGCCAUCUUGUGGGCAGUGUCCAGUAAAGGGAAUCUGUAGAGCUUAUGCCAUGGUAGAGAAAGAUAGAAGUGAAUCUGCAAAAAAGUUAUGUGUACCAUCCCAAGAUCAAGAGAAAAAAGUGAAUCUUGUGGAUAUUGAAUGCUUAAUACCAGAUUGUAAGCUGUGCCUCCCAUCUGACCAACCUUGGGAUAGAGAACUAGGUGUGCAAAACUUCCCUAGAAAGCCAAAGAAAGCUUCAGCCAAACAGGAAGAGAUCAAUGUUCUUGUUGCAGCCCUGACUAAAAAAGAUAACCACCAUUUUAUGGUUUGUCAAAGACCACAGAAAGGUCUCCUAGCUGGUAUGUGGGAGUUCCCAUCAUGCAGUGGGCAGAACUCUAUAAGUGAAAUAUCAGAAGCUUUCAGCAAAAAAUAUAACUUGAAAGACACAAUCCUUCAGGAACUGAAACCAGUUGGUGAGGUGAUGCAUAUGUUUUCUCACGUUCACCACCUGUAUAAAAUCUGGGCUGUGGAUGUUGACGAGUCUGUUGAAGCGACAUUAUCCACCUGUGAACUUUUCCCCACAAAAUGGCUCACAGAGCACCAGAUCAAAGAAGCAGCCUUGUCCACAGGGAUGAGAAAGGUUUUUAAAAUUUUCCAAAGUUUUUCCCAAGAGCCUAAAACAAAGCAAAAGCGAAAAAGAAAUCCAUCAGAUGAGGUAGUGUUGAAAGACCCUAAGAAAAAACAGAGCUCUAUUUCACACUUCUUCCAGAAGAAACAAGUUUAGUUGGACUAGUGUUGAUGAGUGUGUGAGGAUUACAGUUAA